Molecule: messenger RNA, 2471 nt
Organism: Anopheles aquasalis
Lineage: Eukaryota; Metazoa; Arthropoda; Insecta; Diptera; Culicidae
Product: mucin-3A-like
Source: RefSeq, a predicted model, not a curated record
GUAAGCAACAUCUGUCGAACGUCGCUCCCUCUGCCUCCCUCUGGACAGGAGACUCCUCGGCGAGCUGCCGUGGCAUCGUGGUGUGCUUGGUGAAGUAGCGCGUGGUGUCUGCGGUUUUCGGGCACCUGCUGCGUGUGCAUGACAAGAGAAGCGAACUGUCCAAAAGUGUUCAAAAAGGAAUCGCACAAGUGACCGUUAUUUCCAGGAUUUGCACCUUGAGACCGCACCGCAAAAAAGGACCUCAGUGGAGUGAAGUGAGCAAGUGAACAAUUUGAUCUUCGCGAAACAACACGCGUACACAAAUCCAUGAUGCUUAAGCUGCUCCCGGUUCUGGCCCUGGUGGCAUGGUGCCACGCCGAGAUACCGGUCUUUGAGUUUGGAUCGUAUUCCGGUGAACAGAAGGUGAAGCUGGCGCCCAGUGAAGCGCGCAUAGAGGAAUUCACCGGUUAUGUCGAUCCUACGCCCGUCAACCCGCUAACUGAACCACCAACCACGUGUGUCGGUGGGGUAGAGAAGUGUGGAUACGCCCCCGGUACACCUAGCUGCCCCUGGGAUCCUUAUGCGCAGAAGGAAACAUUAACGGAGACACGCACGGAAACAGUGGUACAAGAGAAAAUUAAAACCGUCGUAGAGAAGAUACCGACCACCAUCACCUCGACAGCGUUCUGCGGGACUACAAAUAGCUAUCUGCCACCGGAUGAGACGGUGACGGCGCCACCGGAUGUGAAAACCAUCACGAUCCGACCACCGCCAGUGAAUAAGACGAUUUCGUUGCCACCAUCGACCAGAACGAUUAAUAUUCCCGGACCAGUAACAACCAAGACACGUGAGACCACGUCUACGGUCAUGAUCUACAGUACCGUUACGCCACCGGUAACGAUCAGCCGGACUGUAACGCCUACCAAAACCAACCUGUUCACUGUGGACAGUGUUACCGUCAAUCGUACGAUCACGCCAACGUCUACGCUCUUCUCUUACUUACCUUCGAUAACGACGACCCGUACCGUGACACCGGUAUCGGAGCAGCUCUUCUACACGGACACCGUCACCGUGAAGCGCACGAUCACUCCCACCUACGUCAACUCGUUAUACGCGAAUACCACUACGGUGACUCGUACGAUCACACCGACCUAUAUCAGUUCGAUCGUUCUGCCAUCGACUGUCACGGUUAAUCGUACGAUCAUUCCGACUUACUACAACACUUUCGUCCUGAAUACUACCACCGUGGAUCGCACAGUAACGCCUACCUCCACUCGAUAUACGUACCUCAAUUCGACGACGAUCGAUCGGACCGUUACACCUACAGCGACCAACUACAUCACCCUCGAUACCACACAAACGCAAACGCGCACGAUCGUUCCUACCUACGUUGUGCAGAAAACGGCUGAAACAACAACCGUUACGAGAACGAUCACACCAUCGUACGUUAGCAUGGUGACAGUGCCGACCACAACGCUUACAAGAACCUUCACACCAUCCAGCAUCCUGACGACCACGGCGGCCACUACCGCAACCAUCACACGAACCUUUACACCUUCGGCUAUCACUACCGUCACCGCUACAGCACCAACUCGUACGAUCACCAAGACUCCGCUGACCACGAUCACCGUUACACCAACGCUCAGCAUAACGCCAACCCGUGAGAUCACCGUCACUGCACCGCGGGUAACGGAAACGGUAACCAAUUGCCCACCGGAUCGACACUAUCUGCCGGUUGCGAACGAAAGGACGGUCACGCGCACCAUCACGGAAACCAAAACCUCAGUGCUGACCAACACCGUCACUGUCUGCACGCCCACCAAUGCCUACCUGCCAGUCCGGGAGACUGUGGCAGCGAAUCAACCUGCACCAGCCUACGCCCGUGUUCCGUCGUUGGAACGCGACAUACUGCCACCGGUGGAUGAGGAUGAAAAUAAGAUCAAGUGGAUCGAUUAGGACACGCGUCACGGCGCGGAUACAAGAAAAGCAAAAAUACUCAUAAUACCUUCUCGUCGCUCAGCAAAGCGCUUAGCUGCUUUAAGGACUCGAAGACAGGAGGACUCGAAAAAUGCAAAUAGCCUAGCCGAUAGCCGCUCAAAAGGCGAGUGAGAUUAGACCGUAGGGUGUGUGAUUAGCGUAGCAGAAACCAGAACAAAUCGAAUGUACAGCAAUUGUAACGAACAAAACGAAAAGAAGAUCACUGCUUGGAAAACUUAGUAUCUUCAGCAUAUAGCGAAUUCGCUAGCCGGCAGCAAAAAAGCAACAGCCGGCCAUCGUCUGCUGACUGUGCACUGUGCACGUGUAUCUUCACCAUCACCAUUUUCUUAUGCGACGAAAACCUACAACAGCCAGUAGCGAUUUUGUGAUUCAUUUUAGUAAUUGUUUAGUAAUUCUCAUGUUUAUGCUAUAGUAAGUGUGUAUGUGUGUGUUUGUGAAUGUGUGGAAAUGUGUGAGCAUUCGUGCGCCGCGUCGUUGUGUGCUGUUCGUUAUGA